Messenger RNA from Charadrius vociferus (killdeer), 5316 nucleotides. Its product is annotated as maltase-glucoamylase, intestinal-like. The transcript has 47 exons. The record is from RefSeq and is a predicted model, not a curated record. Gene Ontology annotation, molecular function: carbohydrate binding; alpha-1,4-glucosidase activity. Gene Ontology annotation, biological process: carbohydrate metabolic process. Lineage: Eukaryota; Metazoa; Chordata; Aves; Charadriiformes; Charadriidae.
AUGCCGGCGCUGUGCGGGGACCGCGGCUGCUGCUGGAGCCCCCACGCCGAGAGCGGCCCAUGGUGCUUCUUCCCCCGCGAGCGCGGGUACCGCCUGGACGGACCCCUGCGGCCCUCCCCCCAGGGCUUCCAGGGGACGCUGGAGCGGCUGCCCUCCCCGCAGCUCUUUGGGCAGGAACUCCCCACGGUGCUGCUGAUGGGGGAGUACCAGACCCCCACCCGCUUCCACUUCAAGCUCACUGACCCGAAGUCGCAAAGGUUUGAAGUGCCCCAUCAGCACGUGCGACCUUUCACCGGCACGGCAGCCUCCAACUUAAAAUAUAAAGUUGAUGUCCAAGAAAAUCCCUUUGGCAUCAAGGUGACCAGAGCAAGCAAUGGAAAAGUAUUAUUCAACACCACCAUCGGCCCUCUGAUCUACUCGGAGCAGUUCCUACAGCUCUCCAUCAGACUCCCCAGCAGCAACAUCUACGGGGUGGGCGAGCAAGUGCAUAAGCAAUACCGGCACGACGUCAACUGGAAAACUUGGCCCAUGUUAAGCCGGGACACGGCCCCUUCCGGAAACGUAGAGAACUUAUACGGCGUUCAGACGUUCUUCUUGUGCUUGGAAGACAACACCGGCGCCUCUUUUGGUGUUUUCUUGAUGAACAGCAAUGCCAUGGAGUUCUCCCUGCAGCCGGCGCCGGCUGUCACGUACAGAACGAUCGGUGGAAUUCUCGAUUUUUACGUCUUCUUGGGAGACACCCCCGAGCAAGUGGUGCAGGAGUACGUGAAGCUGGUGGGGCUGCCGGUGCUGCCCUCCUACUGGAGUCUGGGCUUCCACCUCAGCCGCUACGAUUACGGGUCCCUCGAGGAGGUGAAGGCUGUUGUGGAGCGAAACAGAGCCAUCGGACUCCCUUACGACGUUCAACACACGGAUAUCGACUACAUGGAAGGCAGGAAAGAUUUUACGUACGACAAAGUGAAAUUCAGAGACCUCCCCGGUUUUCGGGCUUAUCUGAAUGAUUAUGGGCAAAAAUACGUUAUCAUACUGGAUGCCGCCAUUAGCACCGAGGCUCUGGUGGACGGUUCUCCCUACCCAGCCUACGAGAGGGGACAAAGCAAGAAAAUCUGGGUGAACGAGUCGGACGGAGUGACGCCCUUAGUUGGAGAGGUGUGGCCGGGAAGAACCGUCUUCCCCGACUUCACCAACCCCGACUGCACCAACUGGUGGGUGGAGGAAUGCAAAUUGUUCUACGACCAAGUGCCCUACGACGGGAUCUGGAUUGAUAUGAACGAAGUAGCCAGCUUUACUCCAGGCUCGAUUCACGGCUGUGAGCAGAACGACUUAAACUAUCCUCCUUUCACGCCCCAUAUUGUUGAUAGACUCAUGUAUUCCAAGACGCUCUGUAUGGAUGCAGUGCAGAAGUGGGGGCAACAGUAUGACGUUCACAACCUUUAUGGAUACUCUAUGUCCCUCUCAACACAACGAGCCAUCGAAACUUUGUUUCCCGGAAAACGAAGCUUCCUUCUUUCGCGGUCUACUUUUGCGGGCUCAGGGAAGUACACCGGACACUGGCUGGGAGAUAACACGGCGUCGUGGGAGCAGAUGAGAUGGGCAAUACCGGGAAUGCUGGAAUUUGGCCUCUUUGGAAUCCCUUAUAUCGGGGCAGAUAUUUGUGGCUUCUUCGAAAACACCACGGAAGAACUUUGCAGACGAUGGAUGCAAGUGGGCGCGUUUUACCCGUUUUCCAGGAAUCACAAUACUGAAAAAUGCAUACCCCAGGAUCCAGCUUUCUUCGGAGCUGAUUCAGUUUUGGUGAAAUCCUCAAAGCACUACUUGACCAUCCGCUAUACGUUGCUGCCCUACCUGUACACUCUCUUCUACAGAGCUCACACCCGAGGAGACACGGUGACACGGCCGGUUCUCCACGAGUUUUAUGCUGAUGAAGCAACGUGGAGUGUGGACAAGCAGUUCCUGUGGGGUCCCGGGCUCCUCAUUACCCCCGUGCUUGAGCCAGGGGUGGAAGUCAUCCAAGCGUAUAUCCCUGACGCGGUCUGGUACGAUUACGAUUCGGGCGCGAAAUUCUGGCCGAGAAAACAGUGGGUAUACAUGAACCUUCCCGCAGACAAAAUGGGGCUUCACUUGAGAGGAGGUUACAUCUUCCCAUUCCAGCAGCCGGCCACCACCACAGUGGCGAGGUAAAUCUCCGCGCGGAACAAUCCCAUGGGACUCAUCAUUGCACUGGAUGACAACAACGAGGCAGUUGGGGAGCUGUUCUGGGAUGAUGGAGAAUCCACAGGUACCGUUGAGAAGAAAACCUACAUUUUCUACAACUUUAAAGUCUCCAAUAACGUUCUACAAAUGAACGUCACAGCCAACAACUACACCGACCCGAACAACCUGAUGUUCGAAGAAAUCAAAAUCUUGGGCUUGCUCCAGGAACUGGUGUCCGUUACUGUGUUGCAGAACAACGAAGUCCAGAAUUCUUCUCCUAAUAUCACCUAUAAUCCUGUCAAUAAGGUUGCUCUCAUACAAGGGCUCCAGCUGGAACUGGGAAAAUCGUACUCGUUGAGAUGGACUCUACGAACCAGCACCAAUGAAAAAUACGAUUGUCAUCCCGGUCCGAACGCCUCCAAGGAAAAAUGUGAACAGCUCGGCUGUGUGAGGGCCGAAGAUACCUCCGCUUCGGGUGUUCCGUACUGCUACUACAACAGCACCGACAACGGUUAUUCCGUCACUGAUGUGAAAUACACGUCAUCGGGUGUGACGGCCAACCUCACCCUCGACAAGAACAACCUCGGAGCCUACGAGAAAUCAACGUUACCCAUCAGUACCCUUCGCCUGGAGGUGAUAUAUCACAACAACCAUAUGCUGCAAUUCAAGAUUUAUGAUUACGCAAAUAAAAGAUACGAGGUGCCGGUACCGCUAAAUCUCCCCAAGUCCCCAGAAAGCACAUCCACGGGUCAACUUUACGACGUGAUGGUUCAGAAGAAACCCUUUGGCAUCCAGGUUCGACGCAGAAGCACGGGGACGGUGAUCUGGGAUUCUCAGCUACCGACUUUCACCUUCAGUGACAUGUUCAUUCAGAUUUCCACCCGUUUGCCGUCCCAAUAUUUGUACGGAUUUGGCGAAACGGAGCACAGGACGUUUCGACAUGACAUGAACUGGCACACCUGGGGGAUGUUCAGCAACAUUCUUCGUUGCGUGCUGGGCAGUUGUGUCUCUGAUCAUUUAUUAACCUUCUCGUUUUUAAUGGAUAACUUAUUGUACAAGUUGAAUUCCUAUGGUUUCCAGCCGUUCUACAUGGGUCUUGAAGAGGAUGGCAACGCCCACGGAGUUCUCUUGCUUAACAGCAACGCAAUGGAUGUGACCUUCCAGCCCACACCUGCUCUGACCUAUCGCACAAUUGGGGGAAUUCUGGACUUUUACAUGGUUUUGGGCCCAACACCGGAGCUCGUCGUGCAGGAAUACACCGCGCUGGUCGGGCGACCGGUCAUGCCACCUUACUGGGCACUGGGAUUCCAGUUAUGCCGCUAUGGAUAUGAAAACGACACCGAAAUUGCCAAUUUGGUGGACGACAUGAAAGCAGCCAUGAUACCCCACGAUGUCCAGUAUGCAGAUAUUGAUUACAUGGAACGGCAACUGGACUUCACCCUGAACCCACGCUUCGCUGGAUUACCGGCUCUCAUUGAUAAAAUACGAAGUGAAGGGAUGAGGUUUAUCCCAAUCCUGGAUCCAGCCAUAUCUGGUAAUGAAACCGAUUACCCCGCCUUCACGAGAGGUUUGGAGAAGGACGUCUUCAUAAAAUGGCCCAAUACCAAUGACAUUAUCUACGCAAAGGUCUGGCCGGAUUUUCCCAACGUAGAAGUUAAUGACUCGCUGGAUUGGGACACCCAGGUGGAGCUCUACCGAGCGUAUACAGCUUUUCCAGAUUUCUUCCGCAAUUCCACAACGGAAUGGUGGACGAGAGAAAUCACCGAAGUCUACAACAAUCCACACAACGCAUCGAGAAGCUUGAAGUUUGAUGGUCUAUGGAUCGACAUGAACGAACCUUCAAGCUUUGUUCAUGGCUCCGUCAGCGGCUGUAGAAACCAAGAGCUGAACUUUCCGCCAUACGUACCCCAGUUAGGGUCCAGAUCAGAGGGACUGGCUUUCAAAACGCUGUGCAUGGAAGGUCAACAAUAUCUCCCAGAUGGUUCCCCCGUCAGACACUACGAUGUCCACAACCUUUAUGGAUGGUCACAAACAAAACCUACGCUCGACGCUUUGCGGAAUCUCACAAAGGAGCGAGGAAUCAUCGUCACCCGUUCAACCUACCCCAGCAGUGGGAAAUGGUCAGGACAUUGGCUGGGGGACAACACCGCAGCCUGGAAUCAGCUUGAUAAAUCCAUCAUCGGUAUGAUGGAGUUCAGUCUCUUUGGAAUAUCUUAUACAGGAGCAGAUAUCUGCGGCUUCUUCGGGGACUCGGAGUACGAGCUGUGUGCUCGAUGGAUGGAGCUGGGUGCCUUUUACCCGUAUUCGAGGAAUCACAACGGGAAAGGAUCCAUGAGGCAAGAUCCCGUUGCUUGGAAUUCAACAUUCGAAGACAUUUCCAGGCACGUGCUAAAUAUCAGAUACACCCUCUUGCCCUACCUGUACACGCUGAUGUACGAAGCCAACGCUCACGGCAGCACCGUCGUCCGCCCUCUGCUCCACGAGUUCGUGGAAGACAAAACGACGUGGGAAAUAUACAAACAAUUUCUGUGGGGACCGGCGCUGCUCAUCAGCCCUGUGCUGGAAAAGGGUGCUGUAACAGUGAAUGCUUACCUACCCAACGCCCGCUGGUACGAUUACCACACUGGUAAGUACAUUGGCUUUAGGGGCCAAUUCAGAAAUUUAUCAUCUCCUUUGGAACACAUCAACCUCCAUGUCCGAGGCGGUUACAUCCUUGCUCAGCAAAACCCCGCUACUACGACAUUUCACAGCCGAAAAAAUCCGUUGUCACUUACCGUCGCUUUGAGUGACAGUCAACUUGCAGAAGGUCGGCUUUACUGGGAUGAUGGGGUGAGCAUUGAUGCGUAUGAGGACGGUGCGUACCUGCUGACGUCAUUUACUGCUAACGGGACUGUUUUAGACAUAAAGGUUUUGCACGACGGUUACACCGAUCCAAACCGCUUGAAGUUUACCGACAUUAAAAUCUUGGGGGUGACCUCAAGUGUUCAGAAGGUGACAGUAUCGCAGAACGGAGAAGCAAUCCCAUCUCCUCACGCUGUGUCCUACGACAGCCAAAACCAGGUCCUGGAGAUCACCCGCCUGGAGCUGGAAUUAGGCAAAGACUACACACUGCAGUGGAGCUGA